AUGGGGACGUACCCGGGAUUCUUUUACCGUCAACUGACAUUCAAACCAAAGCCUCUUGAUAAGAGCGUGAGACUUGAUGGAAAAACAGCCAUCAUCACCGGCGCCAACGCGGGACUCGGCCUUGAGGCGGCAAAAGAGAUGGCUGCCCACGGCCUGACUCGACUCAUUCUCGCCGUCAGAAGUCUCAACAAGGGCACUGCCGCUCGCGAGGAGAUACUUGCUCAGACGCCCACGAUCAAUGUUCUCGUGUGGACCUUGGACCACGAAUCUUUUGCUAGCAUUGAUGAUUUCGGAAAACGUGUCACAGAGCUCGAUCGGCUCGAUAUCGUCAUCCUCAAUGUUGGCGUCAAGAACGUGGACUAUGUCCAGUCCAAGACUGGGCAUGAGUCUCAUGUUCAGGUCAAUCAUCUUGGCACAGCACUCGUAUCUCUGCACAUGCUUGAACCUCUCCAUCGAACAGCUGAGGCCACUGGUAUUUCAGGCCGACUGACUAUCGUCUCGUCAGAGAACCACUUCUGGGCCAAGUUCCGAGAGCUACGGGCGCAAAAUGCACUGGAGGAAUUGGAUACGAGCCGCGCCUGUUUUAAGGGUCUCGACAAGCUCAACAUUGAACGCUACAGCACCAGCAAGCUGCUCAACGUCUUGUGGAUGCGGCAGCUAAGCGCCAGGUCGGCGGCACUUGGCCUGCACGUCACCAUCAAUACGGUGAACCCUGGUUUCUGCGCGAGCUCAUUGCACAGGUCUGAUGCCUCGGCCAGCAUGGCAGUCAAUUUGUUUGCUUGGACGGCGAUGCAGGGCGGACAUUGCCUGGUGGAUGCUGCAACUCGCCACGAGAAUCAGCAUGGCGUCUACAUUAGUGAACAAACCGUGAAGAGCCCCUCGGCAUUUGUGCUAUCUUCUGCGGGUGCCGAGGCGCAGAUCAAGAUAUGGAGGGAGACGAUGGAGCUGUUGCGGAACGAGGCCCCUCUAGUUCCUCUCAUGGACAAGCUUCAGCAAUAA
Molecule: messenger RNA, 999 nt
Organism: Pestalotiopsis fici W106-1
Lineage: Eukaryota; Fungi; Ascomycota; Sordariomycetes; Amphisphaeriales; Sporocadaceae
Exons: 3
Coding region: 1-999 (332 amino acids)
Source: RefSeq, a predicted model, not a curated record